GGCGUGAGGAAUAACCGACCCGUUUGUAAAUUGUUAGUGAGAUGCUCAUAUGGAACAAGCAGAAUAAAAUCUCUGCAAAACCACAUCGAGCUCUCUCGUCCCCAACCCUGCGGUCACCCUCUCACCGGAAUCACCAUUUCUGCGAUCAUCGCUUGCAUCUAUCUGUAUUAUUAUAUUAUUUAUAAUAUAUUCGCUACCUUCAGAUAUAGGGUUAGGGUUUCAAGCUAGGAAUUGAGUGUUCUUCUAACUACUAUUCGGGUCGCUUCAUAAAUAAUCUGUACAAUGUACGCUGAUCGAGUGGAGGCUGGAGCGAGGGUCUCAGUAAGGGACAGGCUCAACGGCAACGCAGUCGGUGGUUCUGCUCGCAGGCGACAGAUCACUGGCAAGAGACUCAGGGAAGACGAUGACAAAUGGGAGCAUGACCUAUAUGAGCCUGAUGAACCUCAAAUAUCAAGUCGCAAACUUGGUGUAAAGGACCUUCGUCUUAAGCUGCAGAAAAGAAGUAAUCAAGAAACUUCACAAAGUCUGAACAGAUCCGUGUCAAGAGGUAUGAGGGAUCUACGGGAAAAGCUCUCUGGUACAAUGUAUUCUGAAGCAGGAGAGGUCAAUCCAUCUAAACCAAAGACAAAUCCAGCACCUGAGGUCAGUAAACCUGUUAGGAAAAGUGUCAUUGCUGAAGCUCCUGUAUUGGAAACAAAGAAAGUUGCCAGCACAAUUUCUAAGAAGAAGAGUCAGCAGAAGGGUGAAUCAGUGGGUAGUUUUCUGCAGUCCCUAGGUCUUGAAAAAUAUGAAAUUACAUUUCAAGCUGAAGAAGUUGAUAUGGCUGCCCUUGUACACAUGACAGAUGAAGAUCUCAAGGCAAUGGGAAUACCAAUGGGUCCAAGGAAGAAGAUACUUCUGGCAUUGGAGUCUAAACGCUGAGAGUUGCAGUUAGUAAGUAACUAGGUUUACCGGGUUGUAUGGUGCACCAGUUUUGUUUUCUGUAACUGUACAAGUACCUUUUCUGGGAUCAUUGGAAGUGGUCUCCAUGAACAACCAUUUUAGCAAGGAUAACCUCAUCAACUGGGAAAUUUUUAUUUAUUUAGUCUAUUUUUUUAGCAUUUUGUCACUUUUAUAGCUUUAUUGUGUAAGCAGCAGGAUGUUAAAUGUUAUUCGCUUACUGUGUA
Ipomoea nil (Japanese morning glory) is the source of this 1166-nucleotide messenger RNA. Its product is annotated as ankyrin repeat and SAM domain-containing protein 6-like. The transcript is spliced from 6 exons. The record is from RefSeq and is a predicted model, not a curated record. Lineage: Eukaryota; Viridiplantae; Streptophyta; Magnoliopsida; Solanales; Convolvulaceae. The coding region runs from base 283 to 921 and encodes 212 amino acids. Gene Ontology annotation, molecular function: protein binding.